UUAAAAAGACAGACGGUGGAGUAGGAAACCGCCACGUUUAAGUUCGUGGAAGGCUUCCGGUGCAAUACGACACCGUUUUUCCUCUUUGAUUUAUUCAUUCUGCAACCGCCAUUGUUUCUCUCUCUCUCUCUCUGUCUGCCAUGGAAUUCUACUGUAGCUGUUUGCAGAAGAGCUUGUUUGAUUAUGGCCUAUGAACCUCCUGAUUUCAUCAGGAUGGAAGGCUGUCGCAGCAUAGACUGGAAUAUGGAAGAACAACUGUCGUCCGGCGAUGGCCUGAGCAGUGAAAAAAUACGCUCUGUUGUGCAAAAGGGUUGCGAUGUGGGGAAGAAGCUUCUCGUUACUGGUUUAGCCAUAUCUUCUGCUCCUGUUGUUCUUCCUCCAUUGGUCAUCAUGUCAGCCUUUGGAUUUGUAGCCUCAAUUCCCUAUGGAGUCUUCCUCGCGUCCUACGCUUGCGCCGAGACAAUCAUGAGUGUUUGGCUUCCACUUCCCCCACCCCCCGAACUUGGCCGUGCUGACAAAGAAAUAGUAGAGGAAAAUGGCUACGAGGAAGACAUCAUCGAUGAAGAUGAAGAAAAACAUGAGAUGGAAACAACAAAGAGUGGUGAGAUUUUGGAUGAUUUGGAUAAUGACAUGGCAGUAGUUAAGGGGGACGAAGAGGACGAACUCGACGUUGGAAGCAGGGAGCAGGGGGCAGUCAUUGAAGUGACCAAUGUAGAAUUUGAAGAAAAUGGAGACAUUGGAGAUGAGGAAGAACAGUUGGAAGAAACUAGGGGUUUGCUCAAAAGAAUUCGAGACGAGGGAAGAAGAGAUGAUGAUUUUGCUGAGGCAAAUGGAGAUGCCGAUCAUGUUCGAGAGCUCGAGAUUACGAUGGAGGUUGCCAAACCUAGUGAUUCUGCUGAAAACAGUGUUCAUUGUUUGUUGAAUGAAGUUGACUCUGCUGUUGUUCAUCCUCAUGUAGAAUAUGGAGCUUCUGAAGUUGCAGUCUCAAGCAAGCUUCCCAAGUCUGAAGAAGCGGAACAACUUCUUUCAGUAACAAUGAUUGAUGUGAUUGAAUCUGAAGAGAAUUUGUCUGUAUCAGCUGUGACUAUUAAACCCAAAGUAGAAGCAAAUGCUCCACAUAAAGAUUAUAGGGUGUCUUCCAGUGAGGAAUUAGCAAGCGAGGUAAAGAUAAGAGAGAAUAUCCUUUCGAUGAAGAAGAUCAUAGGGUACAAUGCCACACCACUCGGAACGUACAUAGAUGAAGUGAAUGCUCUUUACGCCUUCGUCGGAGUCGAGCCACCUUCCCCACUGAAAGGUUCUUCUGAUGGUGAUCUCAAUCUACUCAACCAGAAGUUGCAGUUUCUUAUGUCCAUAGUAGGGGUCAAGUAGAGGUGUUAAAGUUUGCCAUUCAAUAAAUUGCCAUUGUGCA
This is a messenger RNA of Benincasa hispida (wax gourd), 1408 nucleotides long. RefSeq lists its product as uncharacterized. The record is from RefSeq and is a predicted model, not a curated record. NCBI's taxonomy places the organism in Eukaryota, Viridiplantae, Streptophyta, Magnoliopsida, Cucurbitales, Cucurbitaceae.